AUGGAAUAUUUUCAAUCAGGGACACAAAGUCAGCAUGCCAAAUUUCACGUCGAAUUUUGUAAUCUCUAUGAAUACCUCGACCUAGGAAUCGAACCGUGUGUUAUGGCUUUACUUCCUCGAUUGAAUGAAUAUGACUUUUCACCACAAACAAAGGGCCAUGGCUAUCGUAGUUUAUUGAGGAUUGUCCAGAAAUGCUGCCUGUCGUUAAUCCAGCUUUCGAGACACAUCACUGUCAACAGAGAUUCAAUUUUAUUUCGUAGAGCGUAUUAUUUAAAAGAAUUGGAAGCAUAUGUUCAAACUGUCGGACAGCUGAGAGCAUGUCUGUAUUAUGCUCAACAAGUCAUGAAUUAUUGUCAAGAGGGGAGUUUGUUUGCUGAUGAAGAGACCCUGGACCAUCAAGUUGCUGAUAAGCUUAUGAUGGAAUUUGAGAUGUUGAAUCAAGAUUGUUUUUAUGGCAGAUGUUUAGGUUUUCAGUUUUGUGAAUCAAUGCAGCGUCCACUUCAAAUGGUAGCUAUAGCAAUGGCAUCCUUUAGUGAAGGUUAUCAAGAAACUUCUCAGUUUAUGCAGCUGGCCAGUACAGUUUUUAACAGUGGGAAAUACAUAAUGAAUCCUGAUCUCAGAGGGAAACAGGUUGUGAAUGUAACAAGAUCAGCUGAUGUCAAAUUUUGUAAAGCGUUUUGGGGAAUACCAGAAAGUGAUUUACUACAGCAAUUACCAUCAUGGGUGUGUCCUUAUGUUGAAGUUGAUGAAGUUUUACAACUCGGUCCAGAUUCAUUUGAGAUGAUGUUAGAAGAUGGGACAGAUACUGUAAUGAUAACACCACCUUGUGCCCAUACUGGUCCUAGUUCAGUUAAAGUUCGAUUGAUCUCUUAUAAUCUUAGAGAUGGGCAGGUACAUGGAAUUUCACAUCUUUUUCAUAUGAAGCCAAACACUAAAAAUAAAUCAGGGAAGCCUCAGAUAGCCAAACCUAAAAGUCCUGGUUUACUGAUACACUGUCAUGGUGGAGGUUUUGUUGCUCAAUCUUCUAAAUCACAUGAGGUGUAUCUACGUCACUGGGCUAGAGAUAUUGGUGUGCCUAUUUUAUCAAUAGAUUAUUCUCUAGCACCAGAAUUCCCCUUUCCUAGAGCUUUAGAAGAAUGUUUUUAUGCCUAUUCCUGGGCGUUACAGAACUAUGAUAAACUUGGGUCAACAGGAAAGACUAUAUUGUUGGCUGGGGACAGUGCUGGAGGUAAUCUGAUGAUAUCAACAGCUAUGAGAGCAGCAUCAUUUGGUAUCAGACCUCCUGAUGGUUUAUUAACAGUGUAUCCAGUAGUUCUAGCUAGAUACACUCCAUCUCCAGCUCGACUCAUGGCUUUAAUGGACCCCUUAUUACCUGUUGGUAUACUAUCUAGAUGUCUAGCAGAUGUUCCACAUAGUUACCUAAAUAGCGCUGUAUCAAAGUCCGAGACAUCAAAUAUAACCAAAGUAAAGUCAAAUUUAACAUUACCGUUGCCCAGAACCAGAUCAGUGCCAUCAUUUCAGGAAAAUCGACCCCGUCCAGGUUCGAUGUCACCUUCAGACUUCGCUCGGCACAGAUCAAUAAGUAACAGUCCAUUAAAAGCUGUUAGAAGUAUACCAAUUGUAAAGAACCCCUACAUGUCUCCAUUACUGGCACCUGAUGAACUGUUGAAAGGUUUACCGGACAUAUGUAUAGUGGGUUGUCAUCUGGACCCACUACUAGACGAUUCUGUGAUGUUUGCCAAGAAACUAAAGAAAUUAGGGAAGAAAGUUGAACUUGAGCUAAUCGACGACCUACCACAUGGUUUUCUGAAUUUUUCAAUGGCAAGUAAAGAUGCCAAGAAAGCUUCAGAUAAUAUCAUAGUUAAACUUAGAGAUAUGUUUAAAAUGGAUUAUAUCACACCAAAGACAAACACCCCUGUUUAA
This is a messenger RNA of Lottia gigantea (owl limpet), 1923 nucleotides long. RefSeq lists its product as hypothetical. The transcript has 9 exons. The record is from RefSeq and is a predicted model, not a curated record. Gene Ontology annotation, molecular function: sterol ester esterase activity; triacylglycerol lipase activity. The coding region runs from base 1 to 1923 and encodes 640 amino acids. NCBI's taxonomy places the organism in Eukaryota, Metazoa, Mollusca, Gastropoda, Lottiidae. Gene Ontology annotation, biological process: triglyceride catabolic process; cholesterol metabolic process. Gene Ontology annotation, cellular component: cytosol.